Molecule: messenger RNA, 1560 nt
Organism: Agelaius phoeniceus (red-winged blackbird)
Lineage: Eukaryota; Metazoa; Chordata; Aves; Passeriformes; Icteridae
Gene: PHOSPHO2
Product: phosphatase, orphan 2
Molecular function (GO): phosphatase activity
Source: RefSeq, a predicted model, not a curated record
CUGAUGCGCCCUGCAGGCAGGACUCUGCCAGCCCCUCGUUCUUCCCCAGCCGCUGCCCCUGGAGGUUACUGGACCUGCGCUGCGUUCAGCGCGGCCUCGUUGAAGGUUCGAACCCGUUCCGUCUGUUUGAACAGACGGUGAUCGUUUCCUUUUGAAACACCUAUUGAGGUGUUUUGCCAGGAGAAUCCCUGUUCGGUCGCAUUGGCGAGUGCUGAUGGAGAAAUUAGUGUCUGCUCAAACUGAUGCUAUGAAAUUUCUGUUGGUUUUUGAUUUUGACCAUACAAUCAUAGAUGAAAAUAGUGACACCUGGAUUGUGAAAUGUGCUCCUGAAAGAAAACUUCCUAAUGGAUUAAGAAACUCUUACCAACCAGGACAUUGGACAGAAUAUAUGGGCAGAGUCUUUGUCUACUUGGGAGACAAUGGUGUCAAAGAAGAUGAGAUGAAAAGAACUAUGACAACAAUUCCUUUCACUGCGGGAAUGAUAGAUCUUCUGGGAUUUAUUGGCGAGAACAAGGAGUUGUUUGAUUGUAUAAUUGUUUCAGAUUCUAAUACAGUAUUUAUUGACUGGAUUUUGAAAGCUGCUGACUUCCAUAAAGUGUUUGAUGAAGUGUUUACAAACCCUGCAGCAUUCAGCAGUACUGGCUAUCUUACUGUACAGCACUUCCAUGCUCACCAUUGUGCAAAAUGCCCUAAAAACCUUUGCAAAAGGAAAGUUUUAAAAGAAUUUCUAGAUAAACAGUUGGAGAGAGGAGUGAGUUAUACACAAAUUAUAUAUAUAGGUGAUGGUGGGAAUGACUUAUGUCCAGUAAUGUUUUUGAAGAAGAAUGAUAUUGCUAUGCCCAGGCAGGGGUAUACCUUGGAGAAAAGGAUUUCUCAACUGGCCCAAAGUCUCAGUCCUGUACAGUGUUCUGUUCUGGUUUGGUCAUCUGCAAUCGACAUUAUGUCUUACCUGAAAUUACUUAUAAAGGAAUGAUUCAAAUGAUAAAAGGAAACUGAUGCAGUUACAUUUUAGCUUAUUGGGAGAGAAAAACUGCAUGUGUAUAAAAGCUCAAAAUUGUAAAAUUGGACUAUUUUCUGAAAUUAUGGGGUUUUUAACCACAACAUAAAACUGUUUAUGUUCAAUCCUGGUGAUAAUGGGAAAGUGCAGUAAAAAAGGCCUUCUAACACAGUACAGAUUCCAACAUAAGUGGAGAAGGGGUGUUGGGACAGGACUUGUCAUUAGUUUUUGGCUAUUCCCUCCCCUCCAACCCUUUACAAGUAUAUAGCUGAUAUAUACUUGCAAUCCCACACACUUAGGGGAAGGAGUAGGAUUCCUGUUCAAAAGAAUGAAAUUCUUUAUUAGAAAACAUUAGGUGCCAGGAGCACCUAGGUUCUAGACCUGUUGGCUUUUAUGCUUCUCUGAUCUCAUGGCAAAUUAUUUGCUUGUAAUCUUGUUUAAUCCAAAGAUGCACUUAUAUUUUCAAUCGAUUAUUUUACCAAGCAAAAUUACUUUUUAAUACUUUGUAUUAUCUUGUAUUGUAAAGACAAUAAAAGUUGCUGUCGCUGACAAAUGCAACACAA